Molecule: messenger RNA, 774 nt
Organism: Drepanopeziza brunnea f. sp. 'multigermtubi' MB_m1
Lineage: Eukaryota; Fungi; Ascomycota; Leotiomycetes; Helotiales; Drepanopezizaceae
Biological process (GO): endoplasmic reticulum unfolded protein response
Cellular component (GO): Hrd1p ubiquitin ligase ERAD-L complex; endoplasmic reticulum membrane
Molecular function (GO): ubiquitin-specific protease binding; misfolded protein binding
Source: RefSeq, a predicted model, not a curated record
AUGGACCAGAUGAUGGGCGGAGCAGAAGGUGGUAUGGGCGGCAUGGGCGGCCAAGCUGGCUUCCCUCUCGAGCAAUGGUUCUGGGACAUGCCGCUGUGCACGCGAUGGUGGACGACGGCGACGGUGAUGACGAGCGCGCUGGUGCAGUGCCAGAUUGUGACGCCGUUCCAGCUGUUCUACAGCUUCAGAGCCGUGUUCUCCAAGUGGCAGUACUGGCGCCUUCUAACCACUUUCCUCUACUUCGGUCCUCUCUCCCUCGAUCUCGUCUUCCACGUCUUCUUUCUGACCCGCUACGCGCGACUCCUCGAGGAGUCCUCCGGCCGCUCUCCCGCCCACUUCUCCUGGCUCCUGCUCUACAGCACCACCUGUCUCAUCUGCCUUUCUCCCCUUGUGUCCAUGCCCUUCCUCGGCCAUCCCCUCAGCUCAACUCUCGUUUACAUCUGGUCGCGCCGCAACCCCGAUACGCGGCUCUCCUUCCUCGGCCUGCUGGUCUUCACAGCCCCGUACUUGCCGUGGGUGCUGAUGCUGUUCAGUCUGGUGGUGCACGGCGUGGUUCCCAAGGACGAGAUCAUGGGCGUGGUGAUCGGGCAUGUGUGGUACUUCUUCAGCGACGUGUAUCCGCCCUUGCAUGGGGGAAGUAGGCCGUUUGAUCCGCCCAGGUGGUGGAGGAGAAUCUUUGAGGGACCUCCAGCGGAGAUUACAGCCGACGCGCCGGACAACGAGAUUAACAAUGAGAUUGCUGUUGCAGCAGCUCCUGACGCGGAAGUCAGAUAG